AUGGCCGCCGGCGACCUGCAGGUGCUCACCGCGCUCGACACCGCCAAGACGCAAUGGUACCACUUCACCGCCAUCGUGGUCGCCGGCAUGGGCUUCUUCACCGACGCCUACGACAUCUUCUGCAUCUCCCUCGUUACCAAGCUCCUCGGCCGCAUCUACUACCGCGUGGAGGGCUCCGCGACGCCCGGCACGCUCCCGCCGCACGUGUCCGCGGCCGUCAACGGCGUGGCCUUCGUGGGCACGCUCUCAGGGCAGCUCUUCUUCGGCUGGCUGGGCGACAAGCUCGGCCGUAAGAAGGUCUAUGGCAUGACGCUCAUGCUCAUGGUCCUCUGCUCCGUGGCGUCGGGGCUCUCCUUCGGCCACACCCCGGCGUCCGUGAUGGCGACGCUGUGCUUCUUCCGCUUCUGGCUCGGGUUCGGCAUCGGCGGCGACUACCCGUUGUCGGCCACCAUCAUGUCCGAGUACGCCAGCAAGAAGACGCGCGGCGCGUUCAUCGCCGCGGUGUUCGCGAUGCAGGGCUUCGGCAUCAUGGCCGGCGGCCUCGUGGCCAUCGUCGUGUCCGCCGCGUUCAUGGCCAGGUUCCCCACCCCGGCGUACGCCGUCGACCCCGCCGGGUCCACGCCGCCGCAGGCCGACUUCGUGUGGCGGAUCAUCCUGAUGCUGGGCGCCAUGCCCGCGGCGCUCACCUACUACUGGCGCACCAAGAUGCCCGAGACGGCGCGGUACACGGCGCUGGUGGCCAAGAACGCCAAGCAGGCCGCGGCGGACAUGUCCAAGGUGCUGCAGGUGGAGAUCGAGGAGCUUGCCGCGCAGGACAACAGAAACAGAAGCAGGGCCUCUUCGGCUGCGGCUGCGCCGGCGGCGUCCUUCGGGCUGUUCUCCGGGGAGUUCUUCCGGCGGCACGGGCUGCACCUCCUGGGCACGUCGGCGACGUGGUUCCUGCUGGACAUCGCCUUCUACUCGCAGAACCUGUUCCAGAAGGACAUCUUCAGCGCGGUGGGGUGGAUCCCGAAGGCGGCGACGAUGAGCGCGCUGGAGGAGCUGUUCCGCAUCGCGCGGGCGCAGUCGCUGAUCGCGCUGUGCGGCACGGUGCCGGGCUACUGGUUCACGGUGGCGCUGAUCGACGUGGUGGGGCGGUUCGCCAUCCAGGCGACGGGGUUCCUGAUGAUGACGGCGUUCAUGCUGGGGCUCGCCGUGCCGUACCACCACUGGACCACCACGCCGGGGAACCACAUCGGCUUCGUCGUCAUGUACGGCCUCACCUUCUUCUUCGCCAAUUUCGGGCCCAACGCCACCACGUUCAUCGUGCCCGCCGAGAUCUUCCCGGCCAGGCUGCGGUCAACGUGCCACGGCAUCUCGGCGGCGUCGGGAAAGCUGGGCGCCAUCGUCGGCUCCUUCGGGUUCCUGUACCUGGCACAGAGCCAGGACCCGGGCAAGACGGACCACGGGUACCCCGCGGGCAUCGGCGUGCGCAACUCGCUGUUCCUCCUCGCCGGCUGCAACCUGCUGGGCUUGGCCUUCACGUUCCUGGUGCCAGAGUCCAAGGGCAAGUCCCUGGAGGAGAUGUCCGGCGAGAACGACGAGGCCGCUGGCGCCGCCGCCGCCGCCGCCGCGAGCUACAACCGCACGGUGCCCGUGUAG
Miscanthus lutarioriparius is the source of this 1641-nucleotide messenger RNA. The record is from the annotation of a GenBank genome assembly. NCBI's taxonomy places the organism in Eukaryota, Viridiplantae, Streptophyta, Magnoliopsida, Poales, Poaceae.